Periophthalmus magnuspinnatus is the source of this 757-nucleotide messenger RNA. It is a transcript of the gene tirap, whose product is annotated as toll-interleukin 1 receptor (TIR) domain containing adaptor protein. Bases 126 to 743 code for a protein of 205 amino acids. NCBI's taxonomy places the organism in Eukaryota, Metazoa, Chordata, Actinopteri, Gobiiformes, Gobiidae. Gene Ontology annotation, biological process: signal transduction. The record is from RefSeq and is a predicted model, not a curated record. The transcript is spliced from 3 exons.
CUUUCUGUUUGGUGUGUUCCAAGUACAGCUCUUGACUGAAAUAAUGGAGUAGCAGAAGGCUGAGAAGAUAAACUUGUAUUCCGUCUGAUAAUGACAUAAAGAAACACAACAAUGAAGUUCGGAAUAUGCAUGGAUGGUUUCAAAAACUUUUUAAAUCAAAAGCUUCUUUGUCAUCUGAAAAAGUGUCGAGUGUCACAUCUUCACCCUCACAGACGGUCUCCUCUCCAGGAGCAGCCUGCUGUCAGCGCCAGUCCCUCUUGAACUCUGCAGCCCGAUGGACGCGUCCGUACGACGUGUUUGUGUGCCACAGCCACGAGCUCAGUGACACUGAGGAGGCGGAGCGCCUGGUGUCUUGCCUCGAGGCGCCGCCUCAUAACCUGAGGUGUUUUUUGUCUCACAGAGACUCCUGUCCUGGAGCAGCCAUACCUUCUGAGCUGUGUCAGGCUGUACAGAACAGCCACAUUAAGGUUCUGAUCAUCACAGAGCACUUCUUAAAGGAUGAAUGGUGCACUUAUGUUAUGCACCAAGCACUGGCAGAUGGACCUAUGUCAAACCGGAUGAUCCCCCUGGUGAGAAACUUACUGCACUCUGACUUUCCACCAGAGCUAAGAGUCUAUUCCUACACUGACCUCAACAGAAAUACAGAACACUGCUACACGAUGGUCACCAGGACUGUGCUUCAGUACUUGAAAGACUUGGUACGAAAUGAGAGUGACUUCAGCAGCAAGAACUCUGUACCAUAACAACAUACAACAUG